AUGAAUCCUUCUGCUGGCUACAAGUGGGGCUCCUCUAAAAAGCGUUAUGAAUGGAAAAACGAAUAUACACAACAAGGCUUUGCUCCUCGAGAUGCUGAAUUGGAGAGAGAUCUCUUUGGUGAAGAAAACCACGUACAUUCCGGUUUGAACUUUACUAAAUACGACUCUAUUCCUGUAAAAGUCAGUGGUCAAAACCCGCCUCCAAGCUUUGAAAGGUUUGAACAAGCUAAUCUACACCCUUGCAUGAAAGAAAAUGUUGCCUUAGCUCGUUAUGUUGUCCCUACACCCGUUCAAAAAUACAGUAUUAGUAUUGUAACAGCCGGUCGUGAUUUGAUGGCUUGCGCUCAAACAGGCUCUGGCAAAACAGCUGCCUUCCUUAUCCCUACUUGCUCUGCUUUGUUUUACCAAGCAUUAAAUUUAAUCCAUCGCCCUCAACCCCAUGACUAUCGUUUCAAAGCCUCUCCACUUGUCUUGAUCAUGUCUCCCACUAGAGAACUCUCCAUCCAGAUUUUUGAUGAAGCUCGUCGCUUUUGUUACAGAAGUAUGCUACGUCCUUGCGUUGUCUAUGGUGGUGCCGGUAGCGGUGGCCAGCUUCAGGAAUUAGCUCGAGGAUGUGAUAUUCUCAUCGCUACUCCCGGUAGACUGGUCGACUUUAUUGAUCGUGGCAAAGUCGAUUUGUCCCGUAUAAAAUACCUUGUUUUAGAUGAAGCAGAUCGUAUGUUGGAUAUGGGUUUUGAGCCUCAAAUUCGUCAAAUUGUUCAGCAAAAAGGUAUGAAUCGUGAUCGCGUAACGCUUAUGUACAGUGCUACCUUCCCUAGAGAAAUUCGCACCUUGGCUCGUGAUUUCCUGAAGCCUGAUUAUCUAUUCUUGAAGGUUGGACGUGUGGGUGGUACCACCACUGACAUUACUCAAAGAGUAAUGUGGGUAGAAGAACAGGAAAAAAAGGAAACUCUCCGAAAGUUAUUGGCGAGUGGACCACCUUGCCGCACAUUGAUCUUUGUUGAAACAAAGCGUAUGGCGGAUACCUUAGAUCAGUUCUUAUUCGACUCUGGCUUUCCCUGCACCUCUAUCCAUGGUGAUAGAACACAGAACGAGCGUGAAGAUGCCCUUUUGGCCUUCAAGUCUGGUACUUGCCCUAUCUUGGUCGCCACCGCCGUGGUUGCACGUGGUAUCGAUGUCAAAAGUGUCAUGCAUGUAGUCAAUUAUGAUAUGCCACAAGACAUUGACGAAUAUAUCCAUCGUAUUGGUCGUACUGCUCGUGUGGGUAACUCUGGUUUAGCUACUAGCUUCUUCAAUGAUAGGGCUAGUAGUUUAUGCAGAGAUUUGACCAAACUUUUACUUGAAUGCCGUCAAGACGUGCCUGAAUUCUUAAAGCCGUAUGUCACAAAGAAUUUGAAAUUCGAUGACGAUGAUGAUUGA
Mycotypha africana is the source of this 1419-nucleotide messenger RNA. RefSeq names its product P-loop containing nucleoside triphosphate hydrolase protein. Gene Ontology annotation, molecular function: RNA helicase activity; RNA binding; ATP binding. Gene Ontology annotation, cellular component: nucleus. The record is from RefSeq and is a predicted model, not a curated record. Bases 1 to 1419 code for a protein of 472 amino acids. The transcript has 8 exons. NCBI's taxonomy places the organism in Eukaryota, Fungi, Mucoromycota, Mucoromycetes, Mucorales, Mycotyphaceae.